Centropristis striata (black sea bass) is the source of this 670-nucleotide messenger RNA. It is a transcript of the gene hspb11, whose product is annotated as heat shock protein, alpha-crystallin-related, b11. Gene Ontology annotation, cellular component: cilium; intraciliary transport particle B; centrosome. Bases 153 to 566 code for a protein of 137 amino acids. Gene Ontology annotation, biological process: intraciliary transport. The record is from RefSeq and is a predicted model, not a curated record. Lineage: Eukaryota; Metazoa; Chordata; Actinopteri; Perciformes; Serranidae. The transcript is spliced from 5 exons.
CGGUAGUAACGAUAGCUAGGUUAGCUUAGCUGUCGACUUCUCCAAGACACGUAAACAAAACAGUUUGCUGUCUAUUAGUGUCGAAACUAUUGUUAUUUUCUUCAACCAGACAGCACCGGAGAUCACAAUCUUACCCGUGUGAGCCCCUGAAGAUGAUUGAUCCCUCUUUAAGUUCUUUGGGUGCAAAAGUUGUCGUCGCUUCAUCCAGCGAUGAGAAUCACCCACCAGAAAACAUCAUUGACGGAAACACUAACACAUUUUGGAUGUCCACCGGGAUGUUUCCUCAAGAGUUCAUCAUUCGUUUUGCUGAACCCACGAACAUUUCUGCUGUGACAGUGGACAGCUAUAAUGUCAAAUACCUAAAGAUAGAAAAGAACACCUCACAAAAUGCUUCCCAGUUUGAGUCUGCCACGGAGAAAGAAUUUCAACAUACGGAGGGGCACCUUCAGUCAAAUGCUAUUUCGCUAAAUGGAAGCAGUGCAACUCACCUUCGUUUCAUCAUCACCUCAGGAUAUGAUCACUUUGUCUCAGUGCACAGAGUCAGUGUACAGAAUGGACACACUUAAUUGUUGUAAAUUAAAGCCUUGUUAUGUAUAUGUUGUACAUAAAUGGAUUUAUGGCAUUUUUUAACAACUAUAAAUAGGUAGAUCCUUUUAUAUGCUCAGUCUGU